Molecule: messenger RNA, 5249 nt
Organism: Astrephomene gubernaculifera
Lineage: Eukaryota; Viridiplantae; Chlorophyta; Chlorophyceae; Chlamydomonadales; Astrephomenaceae
Source: the annotation of a GenBank genome assembly
CUCGUCCGUGCCGUGCUGACAGUCCCAAAACUCGAGUGCUUGACCGAAUAUAGGAACGCCCAUCGGGUUCUAUUAAGCAAAUAGCUGUAAGUUGGUCUACGUUCUGCUUCGCAAAAGGCGCUUAACUCGGUAGUCCUGACUCUAAACCCAUCUUCGUAUAGUUGGCAGCAAUUAAAUGUUUACGGCCCGGUAUUGCUUAGUGGUGCCUAGGACGACCUGAAGUCAAGAGGAAUAUAAGCCGCUGCCGUCUCUUGCCCGAAAGGGAGCUUUACGAAAUGGCUAGCGGAGCGGCACCGCCAAACGGGCGAAGGACGGCAGUGCGUAUGUUACAGAAGCCAAGCUUUGAAAAGGAGGUUUCAGGAUGCGCUCCAAUCGUCGCGACCAACUCCCGCACACCCCCACCAGCGACACCAGUCCUCCCACCUCAACCACCAUCAAUAAGUUCUUCCCAGCGACGGCGAAGCGCUUGCAUUCCUUUCUCUGCCUGCGAUGAGUUUCCCGUUCCUGACAGCAGCGCAUCAACUGGCGCCAUGGGCUGCUCCACCGCACCCUCCUCUCCUUGUAUACCCCGCCGCACAACCAACAUCGACGGCUUCCUAAGCGGCGAUUUUGAUCUCAACUCGCAUUACCACAUGUCCGUUCCACUAACCCUUCUCAGUCUACACAACGGUGGCGGACGCCACACUCCCCGCAUGGCAAGCCAUAAAGAUGGCGCAACCACUCCCCUCGCAUCUCCCUCGCUACUCUCCAGGGAGGGCUCCUCCAGCCUCAGUGGCCUAAGCGAUGCUGGAGGAGCCCACGUCAGCAACGGCAGCAAUGUAAUCGAUGAUGCCAGCGGCAUGGCGAUCCCUAUCACCGCAACCGGUAUCAGCUCUCGCAGGAUGUCCGUUGACUUAUCCCUGGCGGGCGGCUCUCCUCCCAAGCGCUGCAUCACCCCCCUCACAACAGCUCCAAACCCAUUCCAAUGCUCCUCGUCUUCCCCAUUCCAUGGACCCAUCACCAAUCUCGGUGCAGCAGCAUCAAGCGGUGCUGCCGCUGGCAGCGCCUGCGUCCCUGCCAACGGCACUGCGCCUCUCUCUGCACGCAGCAACGGUCGGAACUCCUUAGGCAGCAUCCCUGCCAUUCCAGGCCUAACCGCACCCGCCGGCGGCGACCACACGCAGCCUUUCUCCACCUCAGCCCCACUUCCUUCCGCGACCAGCAUGACUGCCAGCGCUACCGGGGUCACGGGCACCCCACUGUCCCCGCCGUCCUCAACACCACCAGCCACAGACGCUACCACUGCGGCCGCCGGGGGCUGCAUGAGCAACGGCGUCACCCUGCCCGCGCACCUGUGCCCUCAGCGCCCGCCUACCCCCGUCUGCAAGGAGGAGGAGCUCCUCGUCUCCAUGCGCCACAUGGCGUCCCCCACCCGGCGCCGCUCGCGCUUUGCAACGGCAACGGAGUCCUCCAUGCUGGCCGCUGCAGCAGCGGCCGUCGCAGAUGAGAUGGCAGGCGACGGCCCCCUGCUGUUGGACGCCUCAACCCACAUAGGAAGCUGCAACGGCGGUACGGAUGCUGGUGCUGACAUGGCCAGGGAACCCCGAUCUCGGCGAUCUGGGUUGGUGCCGAUCCACGUCGGCACUGGUGCGGAUGGUGGGGUUGGCUGCUGCGGCGCCCCUGGAGCACUGGAGGUCAUGGCUUCGGGGCCGUCUUGGUCGUCUGCUGGCGGCGCGAGCUCACGGAAAACAGCCUCGCAGCUGCUGAGUGUGCCAGAGGAAUCCGCAUCGCGUCGGUCCACACGGGAAGAUGUGUCUGCUCCCCAGCUUCACUUUCCCGCCCAUGCAGCCUCAGCCGGCAUCUCAGCCGCCUCUGCCGACUGCUCCUUCUUGACAUCCAGCAACAUCUCAUCCCUGCACAACAGCACUCCCAUCAGCAGCAGCACCAACAACUACCUGGGAGCUGGCGUUUCCUCCUUCUCCUCCUUCUCAUCGUCCUCCAGUCGAACGGGGCCGUUGGGUGCGAUAGGGUCCUCAGGCGCUGCAUGCAUGCCCGCAGCAGGGCUUGGCGUCAGCAUCGCUGCAAGCCGACGACUACGCAUGAACAGUAGCAGCAGCAGCAACGUCGACUCCGGCCUGGUGCUUCUGGCCCCGGAAAGUGCACCCUCCUCCUUCACCCGUGGUGCUGCUGGCUUCGCUGGUGCUACAGGGGGACCCGCUGCUGCCGCCUCCCCGCACAGCUUCAGCGGUCCAGUGUACGGCAGCAGCAGCUCCAACGCUACUGCAACCGCCGCAACUGCUGCCGCGGUUGCUGGCAGCGGUGGCGUCAGCGUUAGCGUGAUGGGCGCUGCCCCUCCCAAGGAUGACUCAUUAAGCAGCUUCAUGACAAGCCGAGUGCCGCCAGCUAGCGCGGCGAAUGGUAGCAGUACGACAGGAGGCGGCAGCAGCAGCGGUACGGCAGCUGUAGCAACUGCUGCUGCUGCGGCGGCGUCGGCGGCAGCUGGCGGAGUAGUCUCCAGUAGCAGACGAUGCUCUAUGGUGACGUGAACGGCGGUGAAUACGGGAUGACGCAUGAGCAAUUUUGGUCAAUAACGGCGGCAGCUGGUGCUGACAGCUAGCAUGUCGUCUGGUAGUUGGGGCAGUUCGGUGAGUUGCAGGAAUGACGCCCGGGAAGAGCAGCAGCAGCAUCUAGACAGGGGCUACACAGGAGCAGACCGGAGCCAGGUGCAACAUGAUCCGAGCUAGGGUGGGCUGGUUGGCAGAGCUGAUCUGGACCUGGCGGUUUGGAAUUGUGCACAAGGAAGGGUCUCAGGUUGUAGCUGUUAGUUAUUCACAUCUAUUGGUCUGUAAGUGUGGUUUGUAUGUGGGACAGAAGUGUGAGCAUGCCAGAAGGGCGGUAUGAAAGACGUGUGAGCGUGCACGGGUGCUGAGCUGAUGAUGUGCGCGUGCGAUUUGGGGAAUGGACCAAACCAGCGACUGGGAUUCAGCCUGUUGGGUAAUGUAUAUUCUACUUUGGCUGCGCAGGCCAACCCUGUUUGCAAAUGCAAACGGACCGCGGGCAGAGGGACAUGAUGAUUGUCGUCAUGCGAUUACUCGGUCAUCCCGUCGUUUGUUGUCCAUUAUCGUAUCCCGUUGGGUGACGUGCGCGGUGGCCCACAUCUUUGUUGAGGCGGGCAGUUGGGUGACUGAAUCCAAUUGAGAUCACAUGAGCAGGACGGGAUGGAGAGAAACGAAUGUUGGCAACAAACAAGAUGCCGUCAAAUGUGGCGUUAAGAUGCGAUGCCUGCGUGUGCACGGCUGGUAUGGAGAAGAGAAGGCACGGAACUGCAAAAGUUCUUACAGUUGUUAUUAACGGACGUGCGUGUUGCAGUAGUACGGAAUGUCUACCGUACGCCAGCUGUUGAGGCGUGGUGAAGAUUCGCAGGGCCUUCGUAUCCACGGGGGCUGCGUACCAUGAAGCCUCAAUUUUAGCCGAAUUGGGGUCUUCACGUUUCCGGCAAAGCCUUUCCAGUUUUUUGUUGCGUCAUUUAAGCGAUUGACAGCUGGGUUGGUUUGGGUUGGUAGUGAGUUCGUCACAACCCAAUGGGGGAGUUCCUACACUCCUCUGGGACUAUACACACGUUUCGUAUCUGCCACGGCUUUAAGGUGAGGUCGACUUGAGUUGUGGUUUCCGGCCCGAGGAAGGACCGAACCGUGGGUCGAUCGGUUGUGCACCGUUCGACUCGUGGCCAAACUAGGGAAGCAGCAAAGUGCGGAAUGCGUGCGUGCGAUGCUUUGGGGAGCGGAGUAAAAGGGCGUUCAUGCGAUUGCUUCGAUAGUGAUAUCUUGCUGAUUGUUAUUAUACUAUGGUUUGCAUACCGUAAUAGGUUUGCCUGCUGAGGGCAAUUAAGCCGUCGGAGGAAAGGUGUUGCUCAGGCUUUAUGCCUUUUGACCUUGCUUGGAGACUGGUGAAGUAAGUUCUAAGCUCUAAGCUGAGGGGAUUGAAGCUCUAAGCUGAAGGGAUUUGCAGGUGCUGUCAGGUGGUGUGCUAGAAUGUUGCAUUCGCAGUGACCCGUGGUCGCGUUGGUGUUUCAACGAGUGUUUGUUUCGGCAUGAACAGGCCUGCUCGACAUGGCGGCCGAAUGGACAUCCAGACGAGUUGAUUGUUGUGGGGUUGCACGCCUCUGCCUAACCAACUUCACGCUUCAUCCCAAGCCACGGAUCUAGGUUUGCAAAGACCAUCUGUGUCGUCUCGCUGCUAUUCGCAGUUGCGUUAAGGAGUUUGCAAGUAAAGAGAUAUUUGAUGGGAGGGUUAUGUAUGCACGUUUGCAGGACACAUGCAUGCAUGCAGCAUGCGGUGUGCGUUGGCCGCGAGUAGGAACUUGCGUUUUUUGUGUGUUUUGUGCAUCCGCCCUUCCCUUGGAGUGUGUUUGGGAGGUCACAUGAGCCAGUGCCUUUGCAUGUGAGAGCACAUACACAUUUAGGCGAAUGAGAGCGGAGGCGGGGAAGGUGGGCUCCCAGUGACCAUCUAGUGGUUUGGAACCUAUUGGAAGAUUCUGUGGUGAGGCUUGUUGGGCGCUUUAGUACCGGUGGUGGUGUUGCUCCUGUGAUUGUGCUUUGGCUGGCUUGGAAACUCAUCGUAAUCACUUGAGAGGAUGUAUUGGUAGGAAACCACUGUACGGAGGAUGGGUUUCGAGCGGCAUAACACCCACCCGCAAUUCCCCUUGUGCAAAUAUCGAACCUUCACCUGAACUAGACGUUAACUGUCUGGACGAAUGCGGCCUAACCGUUAAUGCGCCCCAAGCUGUGGCUUUGGGCUGACCCUGGCUCGUACUCUAGGGAAUUGAGAUUUCGUAAUGACGUACAUAAAUGCAUGUUUCUGCUUUCGCACUCCAUAAUUUCAAUCCGUCUUUCGUCGUACCAUUGGAAUGGUUGGUUGGUUGGUAGAUAUGCACUUAGCUGUUAUGGAUAUUUAUUACGGUUGCAUGGGAAGCAGCGGUAUGGCAUUUUGAGGCACACGCAGGUUGGAGCCUUUGGGCUGCUUGCCUCUGGAUGCGUAUUGGUGUGGAUGCAUCCAUUUAAAGUAUGCGGAAAGGACGGUGUAUGUGUUGCUGGUAGCCUGCAUUGCUUGUUAACUAUCACUAUACACGCUCUCCGUGUGCUCUUGUGCGCCGACUUCCAUAGCACGGAGGCACGGCUAAUGAUGUCCCCUGGAUGUGAUCCUUAGUUCGUGAGCUGUCGAGUAAAGGCUUCCAGCCGGUCACGACAUAUACUACUAGUUGCAUUCUACAC